Molecule: messenger RNA, 1735 nt
Organism: Solanum verrucosum
Lineage: Eukaryota; Viridiplantae; Streptophyta; Magnoliopsida; Solanales; Solanaceae
Product: pentatricopeptide repeat-containing protein At3g60050-like
Exons: 2
Coding region: 1-1614 (537 amino acids)
Molecular function (GO): protein binding
Source: RefSeq, a predicted model, not a curated record
AUGCUCUCUCGUUUUAUCUCCAAAUCCUUACAUCUCCGACUGUUCACCCUACUUUCCCCCAACACCCAUGUCUUAAACCCUAAACCCAUUUCCCCUAAACCCUCAUUUCCACAUUUCUUACCCAACAACUCCUGUUUCUUUUCCACAGGUAACAACAAUGGCAAAGAUUCGGACCAUGAGGGAAUAGAAAGCCAAGUUCUUGAUGAUGGGUCUUGGGCAAAAGAACUAGGGUAUAAACCUUGGAGUUUUGAUGUGGAGGGGGAAGAAGAACGACUGUUUGAUGUUGGAGAAGAGGUUAGGGUAGGAGCUGAAAUGAAGGGGUUUAAAGUUGAGAAAAAGUUUCUUCAAUUGGAAGAGAAAGCUCUUAAUGAGGUUCUUAAAGGUUCUUGUAUGGAUGAAUUGACAAUAAAAAAGAGUACAAAGCCCUCAGUAAGUGUGUAUUCAGAAGAAGUUUUGGAAAUAAUUGAGAUAAUCAAGGGUGGUGGGGAGGAUUUGAGGCAACAGUUAAUUUUGGUGGCUUCAAAACUAUCAUUAAAGUGCGUCGUAGAGAUUUUUGACCUUUUGAAUGAACAAAGAAUAUCUGGAUUGAAGUUCUUUAAUUGGCUUCGGGACUCACAUCCUGAGUUUCACUGCAGUGCUUAUGUCAAUAGUCUGAUUAUUUGUAAUUGUGGAUGGUUAGAUGACUAUAAAACAAUGUUCUAUUUGUUGGAGGAGUUUAAGGCUGAAAAAACUUGUUUAACCGACAAGGCUUUUGGGUUCUUAACUGUAUUUGGAUCUUGUAAGGAUUCAUUGAUGAAUUCAACAAAGAAAGUGGUUGAUAUGCUAAAUGAGGUUGGAGGAUCCUGCUGUGGUUCUGGUGUUUGCGGAUUAAUCGAGAUGUUUUGCUGUUUGGACUUGUUUGAAAUGGCAACAUUUGUAAUAGAGAUCACUGAAAGAACAGCUUCUCUCUACAAUAUUUUGAUCCGUAAAAGGUGUCAGGCAGGCCAAAUUGAAAAAGCACGAGCAAUUAUCAAAGAGAUGUCUGAAUUUGGUUGUUCUCCUAAUACCAAGUCAUAUAACUACCUGCUUGGCUCAUUGUGUAAGAAUGAUAAGCUGGAAUAUGUGCGUAUUGUGCUUGAAGAAAUGAGAAAUAAGGGUCUCAAUCCAGAUGCAAUUACUUUUGAAACUUUAGUAUAUCAUUCAUCUAGUCGUGGUCAGGUUGAGUUUUCCUCUGAAUUUAUGAAUUUGAUGGUAAAUGUGAAUGUGGAACCACGUUCUACUACUCAUGCUGCAUUUCUUAAAGUUUUGCUUGAAGCAGGAGAGCGUGAGAAAGCAUAUAAGUAUGUGAUUGACAUGAGUGCCAAGUAUAACCACUGUGGAAAUACACUAUACAGCUUGCUUGUGAGGCUUAAUCAGAAGAAAGGAGACAUUAUGGCUGCUCAAAACAUUCUCAAUGAAAUGAUUGACAAGGGUCUCAAGCCAGACUUUGGAAUUUUCAUCAAAAUUGUAAAGCAGCUAAGGAAGACUAGAAGGAAAAGUUUAGCUCGAGAUCUUAGGAUGAAAUACUCGGUUUUCUAUUGUAGUACAAAAGCUAACAAUUCUUUAUCCAAUUCGUUUGUCCCAUGCCGAGGUUAAAUGCAUCUCUCUAGCUGGUUCGUCUGCGGAAGAAAGAUUAGGAGUGUGCAUAAUUUGAUUUUAACCGAAAAGGUGACCGAAGAAUAUUUUAGUUGUAAGUUCCUGUUUCACUCUUUGCUCU